AUGUGUGAUCUUGCUGUCCUCGCGGCGAUGGUGGGGGUGGUGGAAGGAGGGGAAGGGCUCGCGCAGGCCGGUGCUGCUGCCGUUGACGGUGAUGCCGACGCCGACACCGAUGCCGCGGCUGGACUCGCGGUCGAGGUCGCGGUCGCGGUUGUAGUCGCCGCCCAACACGGUGGCGUUGCUGCGGUCGCUGGCGGCGCUGGAGUCGCGCAGGUGGCGGCGCAGGCGGGCGACGUCGCGCGGGCGUAG
This is a messenger RNA of Chaetomium globosum CBS 148.51, 246 nucleotides long. RefSeq lists its product as uncharacterized. Lineage: Eukaryota; Fungi; Ascomycota; Sordariomycetes; Sordariales; Chaetomiaceae. The transcript has a single exon. The coding region runs from base 1 to 246 and encodes 81 amino acids. The record is from RefSeq and is a predicted model, not a curated record.